AUAGCAUGUAGCAGUUGCAUCUUGACGAUUUACUCUGGAAAUUAUACAACGAGGGGAGAUACAAUCAAUUUAAAAUGUCGAUUAGCGACACGAUGACGAACGUGAUUACGAUGAAUGACGAGUGUCAAGUCACGGAGGAGGAUGAGAUCGCUGCGAUCGAUUACGAGUUACAGCAGAUAGAGAACGAGCUGCAAAAGUUGCAAGAUCGUAAAAAGUUAUUAACGCAGCGGAAGGACAAGUUACGCGACGACGCUCUUUUGAGGAAAAGUUUUUCUCUGUCGAAAAGAAAUUGGAGCACGGAAGAUUUCGCUUGGUCCGCAAAGCUAAGGAAAACGUUAAAGGAGGUGUUCAAGAUAGAGGAGCUACGAGAACUGCAGUUACCGACUAUGAAUGCCAUCAUGUCCAAGGAGGAUGUCAUCCUGAUCAUGCCUACGGGCGGUGGUAAGAGUCUAUGUUAUCAAUUACCAGCUGUGAUGAGCAAAGAUGGUAUAACGGUAGUAGUUUCGCCAUUGAUAUCCUUGAUGGAAGAUCAGUUGCACGGAUUGCGUAAAGUCGACGUAAAGGCUAACAUGCUGUGCGCAAAGAUGGAUAAGGAGAGCGUGAAGACGAUUAUGGGAGCCCUCGUGGACAAGAGCUCUCCUCUGAAAUUGAUUUACGUAACGCCGGAAUACAUGGCAAAGUCCAAUCGCUUUAUGAAUAAACUGCAAAAAGCGUACGAGUUGGGCCGUCUGGAACGGUUUGCGAUCGACGAGGUGCAUUGUUGUAGUCAAUGGGGCCACGACUUUAGACCCGAUUACAAGUUCUUGGGAGUACUGAAAUCCAUGUUCCCUGGAAUACCGAUUUUAGGCCUCACCGCGACAGCUCCGGCGAAAAUCAUCGUGGACGUGCAGAAAAUUCUCGACAUCAGUGGUUGUUUAGUAUUACGAGCUUCGUUCAACCGAUCGAAUUUGUAUUACGAGGUCCGUCGGAAACCAGCGGAGAAGGAGACGUGCCUCGCGAUGAUGGAAAAUCUGCUGAAAACCCGAUUUAACGGCAAGUCGGGUAUUAUUUACACGACUACGAUUAAAGACGCGGAGCAAUUGACGAGCGAUUUGAGAGGCAGAGGUAUCAAAGUUGGAUGUUACCACGCGAUGCUCGAAGCCGACUACCGCUCGGAAGUCUACUCCAAAUGGAUGUCGGGCAAGUAUCAAGCGAUAAUCGCGACUAUCGCUUUCGGCCUGGGCAUCGACAAGCCGGAUGUGCGAUUCGUCAUUCAUCAUUGCCUCUCAAAGUCGAUGGAGAAUUUUUAUCAGGAGAGCGGUCGAGCGGGUAGAGACGGUAAAAAGUCGGUGUGUCUGGUGCUCUAUAGAUUGGCGGAUACAUUUAAAUUGAGUACCAUGGUAUUUCAAGAUAAAGUCGGACUACAAAACUUGUACAAGAUGUUGGCCUAUUGCUUGGAUCGAACGUCCUGUAGACGAAGUUUAAUAGCGACUCAUUUUGAAGAAAAUUGGAAGGUAACCGACUGCGCCGAGAUGUGCGAUCAUUGUAGGAAGCCUAAGGACGAUAGGAAUGCCAAGCGAAUCGACGUAGCGCAGUAUUGCAGACAGUUGUAUCAAAUUAUAACUAAAGCCGUACAAAACGAAACGCGAUUGACCGCGCUGAAAUUGGUGGACGCUUGGUACGGCAAGGGUGCUUCGUCGCUACGAGUAUCCAACGUGCCCGUGCCCACCUUUACGAGAGAAACUGCGGAAGCUAUCGUAGGACAUUUGCUGAUAAACGGUUAUCUGCAAGAGGACUUUCAUUUUUCACCAUAUUCUACAAUAUCGUAUCUCAAACGUGGACCAAAGUCUGGAUUGGCUCUUGGCAACGAUCACGAGAUACUCUUUGACUAUCAGCUUUGUUAAUAUCUUGCAAUUUGAUUACGAGACCAUUUAACGAUUGAUGAAUGACACGAGUCAUUUUUUUUUCUCACGUACGUUUAAGAUACAUAUUGUAGAUAUGUAAAUGUUCUCUCUCUCUCUCUCUCUCUCUUGCUCUCUCCCUCCCUCCCUCUUUCCCUCUCUCCCCCAAGUCUUGAGAAAAAAUUACAUCAUACAUUUACAUUAUAUUUGAAAAGCACCUUAUUGUGAAUGCACUAAACAAACAAAACUGCAAAUCGUAAAAUAAUUAAGAUUUAGUAUAA
This is a messenger RNA of Solenopsis invicta (red fire ant), 2161 nucleotides long. Its product is annotated as ATP-dependent DNA helicase Q1. NCBI's taxonomy places the organism in Eukaryota, Metazoa, Arthropoda, Insecta, Hymenoptera, Formicidae. The transcript has 2 exons. Gene Ontology annotation, cellular component: cytoplasm; chromosome. Bases 75 to 1883 code for a protein of 602 amino acids. Gene Ontology annotation, molecular function: ATP binding; nucleic acid binding; four-way junction helicase activity. Gene Ontology annotation, biological process: double-strand break repair via homologous recombination. The record is from RefSeq and is a predicted model, not a curated record.